GGCAUCGGACGCGCGGAUUGCGGUGCAGAUGCGAAGUACCGCGGGACACGACGGCCUGCCGUUAAAUGACGGACUCAAGAUAGUCCUUCCGCCUGGUAACAUGUCAGAUGGGGUUGACGGCGGUGGUGGGGAAAACGAGGUAGACUCUCAUUCCUCUUCGCACGCUGAGGCUGGAGACUCUUCCAAUCACAGGGAAGAAGAGGCAUUGGACGCUGACAACGAGGCGGCUCUCAAUACCAAUUAUGACAGUAGCGACGGAGCUGUCCCUGCGUUUAGAUGUGAUAGAUGCGACAAUUAUGAAACUAUAAACAAGACGGCUUUCUCCGCACACCAAGAUCAAUGUCUGGCAAGUGGCGAGGCUGGGGAGAGCACUGAGGGUAUAGAGGGGGCGGAAAAUGACGGGGAUGGAGAGGAAGGCCAUUCAGGGUUACGGUCUCAUAGAAAAAUGUUCGAGUGCGACGUGUGUAACAUGAAAUUUUCCAAUGGAGCCAACAUGAGACGGCACAAGAUGAGGCAUACGGGGGUGAAGCCGUACGAGUGUCGGGUAUGCCAGAAGAGAUUCUUCCGGAAGGACCAUCUCGCGGAACACUUCACGACGCACUCGAAAACCUUGCCAUACCAUUGCCCGAUCUGCAACAGAGGUUUCCAAAGACAAAUCGCGAUGCGCGCUCACUUUCAGAACGAGCACGUGGGCCAGCACGACAUGGUCAAAUCGUGUCCUCUCUGUAACUACCGAGCGGCGACCAUGAAAUGCCUUAGGUUGCACUUCUUCAAUAGACACGGGAUAGAUUUAGAUAAUCCAGGACCAAAUAGCUCUACGUCCAUAAUGAAUAGUUGCACGCCCGGGGAGGCCAUGCCAUCGGCGCCCUUGUCCGACAGCGGAGACAGCACUGGCAACCGUUCGACCGACAACGCUACACCGCCCAUGCAUUUCCUCACGCCUCACGUGGAGAUAUCCAUUCCUUAUCCCGAGCAAGCUGCCAAUCAGCGGAACCCGAGCCCUGCCCCGUUAAACGGAGAUAGUCCCAACAGUCCCCAAAGCGCAGAUAGUAAUAGCAACGCGCCGAGCAGUAGUCAUCAUCAAUUACCCAUCAACAGCAGCACCAUCCAUAGGAACGUGAGUGGGGGAGACGAAGCCAUUACACCGUCGAUCUCCUUGAUCCCCAUCAAGCAAGAGCCGAACAGCAAUGGUAUGGACGACACGGGCGCGACGUCGAGCAAUCUCCCGCUGCCGUCUCUGAUUAAGGUGUCGCCGCUGAAGUCGCUGUUGCGGGACGACUUGCGCCGCAAGCUCUCCACCAGCUCCACGAACAACAACAACAACAACAACAGCGGCAGCAGCAGCAACAACAGCGGCGCGAAUUCCAAUCCGCACUCGAGGGGCGAGCCGCCCACCUCGACGAGGCCGGAUCCGCGCACAAGUGGCCUCCAGUGUACUCACUGUAGAAUUACGUUUCCGGAUCAGACGUUGUACUUCCUCCAUAAAGGUUGUCACAGCGAGAGUAACCCGUGGAAGUGCAAUAUUUGCGGGGAGCAGUGCUGCAAUUUGUACCAGUUCAACUCGCAUUUACUGAGCAAGAGUCAUCAGUAGCGUGAGACGAACACACCUGCGACUAAUUUGGGUCUUUCUUUAUCGUUUCUUCUUCUUCUUCUCCUUCUUCUUCUUCGUCGUCGUCGUUGUCUUUUCUCUCUCUUCGUUCUUAAACAACAGCGGCGGGAGAUUGGAUAUGUACGUAUGCAAUGUGUGUAUGUACGCUGUGCAUAUGCGUUCAGUGUUCAUUAACAUGAGGGUGCAAAUAUUUUCUGCGACGUGUCCAGACAUACUCCUCCGCCAAGAGUACCUUCAAAAUCGUGUGCGCCCGUUCCUUCGUAGUACGUGACACGGUGAAUGAGUCAAUUGUAAAUUUCCGACGUUCGAGAGAAAUCGAGAGUAAGAGAGAGAGAGAGUAUGUCUGUGUUCUCUCAGAAAAUAAUGUACAAAGCGCGACAAACUUGUGCCUUUUCACUAAGAGAGAAAGAAAAAAAAAAAUCGAGAGAGGGAAUAAGAAAUUGCCAACACACACUCGUCCAUCAUGCUGUUGUACGAACUAUCCGUCCAUAGGGCUUUAUCGAGAUAUAUUCCGAGCUCUGUCAUUAGUCUUAAAUUAGGUAAAUAAGUAUGGAGAACUUCGACGGGGCUAGUCGCGCGUCGCCCCGGUCGAGGGAGAGAGAUCACGAGAGAUAUAAAGUAGCUAUACGCCGUACUUUCGUCGCGGAAGAGGAAGUACGCUGAAAUUGCGAAUGAAUAGAUAGAUAGAUAGAGAUACUAUCUAGUUCGCGCCGUUGAUGCUCAGCACGAGUGCUCGAAGAAACGAACAUGACGACGCGGACACGGCCCGAAGUCCCUCUUACGUACCCCUCUGUGAUGCACAGAAUAACGCAAUCAGCAAGAUUUGCAAGUGGUAAGCGAAUUGGCCAAUCACAUUCGAGGAUUGCCAAAAAAAAAAAAACCAUCCGGUUGAAAUUUCCGACUGUGAUCGAUCGAUUCGCACGCUGCUCGAAUCUCACUGCUCACGUUUCCUCGCGUGUCCACGGCCCUUGCAGAUGCAGAUUUGACAAAUUUGGAAGAACGUCCCGUGUUGGUCAACGGCAUAUCGACCGUGCGGAUAUUGUUGCGCAGCAACAAUUCGUCACGGUCAGCGGUGCGCUUUCGAGAUAUCGUCGGGUCGUCUGUUCACUUGUUUCUUUUUUUUUCUCUUUUUUUUUCUUUAGAUAGGAACGCAUCGCGUUCGUAUAGCGAGCCUGGUGAAAAUCGGAGGGCAAUGAUGUACAGGGCAUAAAAGCCAGCCGGGCGUGCGUUACUAUUAUAUACGAUAGGCAAGUUCGAGAGAUCUGACUUUUGGCCGAAGAGAGAAUGCUGGGACGGUAUGGCGAUGCAUGACUUCGUUUCGGCCAAGAUCACUUUUCUUCGCCUUUUGCCUUCGAUUCAAUGAAUAUUUUAUAUAUAAAUAUUUGUACAGAAAAAAAAGUAUUAGGAGAGAAGCACGGAGGAAGAGAAAAUCC
This is a messenger RNA of Dinoponera quadriceps, 3042 nucleotides long. RefSeq names its product zinc finger protein Pegasus. The record is from RefSeq and is a predicted model, not a curated record. Gene Ontology annotation, molecular function: RNA polymerase II cis-regulatory region sequence-specific DNA binding; DNA-binding transcription factor activity. Gene Ontology annotation, biological process: regulation of transcription by RNA polymerase II. NCBI's taxonomy places the organism in Eukaryota, Metazoa, Arthropoda, Insecta, Hymenoptera, Formicidae. The transcript has 6 exons. The coding region runs from base 29 to 1591 and encodes 520 amino acids.